UUCCAAAUCAAAAUUGUAUUUGGUGUUGAAAGUGGAGAAGGGACUCCCCCGCUUGCUGGAUCGAGUUGGUUUGGUCCUACAUGGCGUAAAGUUUCCUUCCGUGUACAGCACAGUGUCAGACUGACACAAAGAGGGAAGACGAAGACUGUCAAAAUGACAGACAUGGAAGCUGAUACCGCCACACACACGGAGGCCCUGGUGGAUGAAGAGGAGCCUCUUUUCAGCAACCUGGACCUCUUCCUCUUCUCCCUCAUUGCUGGCCUGGUCAUUUAUUGGUUCAUGUCCCGCAAGAAGCCUGAGCCCAUCCCUGAAUUCAAGAAGCUUGACACACCAGCACCUACCACAAGAGAGACAAGUUUCAUAGAAAAAAUGAAGAAAACUAGCAAGAACAUCAUUGUAUUCUACGGCUCUCAGACGGGUACAGGAGAGGAGUUUGCCAACAGGCUUUCCAAAGACGCUCAGCGCUACGGCAUGAAAGGAAUGGCUGCUGAUCCAGAAGAGUAUGACAUGGGGGAACUGUCUCGUCUAUCGGAGAUUCCAAACUCCCUUGCCAUUUUCUGCAUGGCCACGUACGGUGAAGGAGACCCCACCGAUAAUGCCCAGGACUUCUACGACUGGCUGCAAGAAAAUGACGAUGAAGACCUCUCUGGACUAAACUACACAGUAUUUGCUUUGGGCAACAAGACAUAUGAACACUACAAUGCGAUGGGAAAAUAUGUUGAUAAAAGGCUGGAGGAACUCGGAGCCAAGCGCAUCUUUGACCUGGGCAUGGGAGAUGAUGAUGGAAAUCUGGAAGAAGACUUCAUAUCAUGGAGGGAGCAGUUCUGGCCGGCAGUCUGUGAGCACUUUGGAGUGGAAGCUUUAGGAGACGAAUCCAGCAUACGACAGUACGAGCUAAAGGAGCACACCGACAUUAACAUGAACAAAGUGUACUCGGGGGAGAUUGGUCGUCUGAAGAGUUUUGAGGUCCAAAAGCCACCCUUUGAUUCCAAAAACCCUUUCCUGUCCCACGUAUCCGUCAACCGCAAACUCAACAAAGCAGGUGAUAGAUAUCUUAUGCACCUGGAAUUAGACAUAACUGGCUCCAAGAUUAGAUACGAGUCAGGAGACCACGUUGCUGUUUUCCCUACACAUUCAUCGUUAUUGCUCUAAAUUGGCUAUAGUGUUAUUAAACUUUGAUACACAUUUGUUGAUCUAACUCCCCCCCCCCCCCCCCCAAAAUCACUGUUGAUUUUUUCAGAGGAGUCCAACAAGAAGCAUCCUUUCCCCUGCCCCACCACCUACCGCACUGCCCUCACUCACUACCUGGACAUCACACACCCUCCUCGCACCAAUGUCCUGUAUGAGCUGGCACAAUACGCCUCCGACCCUAAAGAACAGGAGAAUAUGCGCAAGAUGGCUUCCUCCUCACCUGAGGGAAAGGCCCUCUACCAGAGUUGGGUGUUGGAUUCUUGUAGAAACAUCCUCGCUGUCCUGGAGGACUUUUCGUCAUUGAAACCUCCCAUUGACCACCUGUGUGAGCUGCUCCCCCGCCUCCAAGCUCGCUACUAUUCUAUUGCUUCCUCCUCUAAGGUUCAUCCCAACAGCAUCCACAUCUGUGCUGUAGUAGUGGAGUAUGAGACAAAGACUGGCCGCACCAACAAGGGUGUUGCCACCAACUGGCUGAAAAACAAACUGGUCACAGACAACGGCCACAAGUCCACUGUUCCCAUGUACAUCCGCAAGUCCCAGUUCCGCCUGCCAUUCAAAGCCACCAACCCGGUCAUCAUGAUCGGCCCUGGGACGGGAAUCGCUCCCUUCAUGGGCUUCAUCCAGGAGAGGGGCUGGUUCAAAGAGCAAGGAAAGGAGGUUGGAGAGACGGCGAUGUUUUUUGGCUGCAGACAUAAGAACGAGGAUUACAUCUACCAGGAGGAGCUGGAGGAGGCGGAGAAGACUGGGGUUCUAACACAGCUUAAUGUGGCCUUCUCCAGAGACCAGGAUCAGAAGGUGUACGUGCAGCACCUCUUGAAGAAAAAUAAGGAGGACAUCUGGAAACUGAUUCACACAGAAAACGCUCAUAUCUACGUCUGCGGGGAUGCGAGGUACAUGGCUAAAGACGUGCAGACAGCCUUCCACGAGAUCGCAGAAGAGCUGGGAGGCAUGACGCGCACCCAAGCCACGGACUACAUCAAGAAACUCAUGACCAAGGGACGCUACUCACAAGACGUGUGGAGUUAAAGAGCCUCAGACUCUGCUUUAGUGUCACUACUCGAGUGGUUGUUUGAAAUUUUUAAAAUUUUUUACUCUAUGUCUUGUAUUAUCAGGACUGAAUAUAAAAACCAUUAAACACUUGUUCAUCACCCUGGUUCAUGAGAGCUUCAGGUAGCAUAAGAUGAUGAGGCAAACCCUACCUCGGCUGGUUGUGUUAAUUAAACCCGUUUGGUAAUUUCCCCAGCAUUACCUAUGUAUAAUAUGUUAGAUAUCAGGACCACCAGCCUGUGACUGCUGGGGUCCUUCAACAGUUACUUCAACUGGUUUCAGUCAGAGUCUCUGAUAUAAGUGAAUGAGUUUGUGGUAUUGAGUGUUUGACUGCAACUCAUGCUUCUUGCAGGUCAGAUGUAGGAACCCAUUUAUAUUGAAAUUCCAAAAUCAUGAAAGCUUACUUUAAAAUUGUGCAUAUAAAGUUUUGAUUGAAUUCAUUAGUAUGUAAAUGAGUCAUCGUUGUGGCUGUGCAGCUUCAUAAAAGGAUGAUGACUCUGAGUGGAAAGUAAAUCUGUUCAGUGUGUUCAGACACUGCUUCAGAUGUACAUCAUAUAACCCCAAUGUGGACAUGCAGAUUAAAAAUAAAAAGGUAUAAAUCACAUUCAAUUUGAUUGUAGAGCUGAAAACAAAGCAGACAACAUUGUGAUGUAUAAUUAAUUAUAAGAAGCGUUGCGGUUUCCAGUUCUAGAUUGUACAUUAAACGGUGCUUUCUUAAGUUCCUCUCAGAUGUGAUCAGGUACUGCUUUUGAAGUACUUAAAAUGCAUUUAAAUGUUUAAGAAACAUUAACAAAAAUCUUGGAGGAAAAUGUUGGUGUAUCUUGCAUCAUGCUGUAGGUUCUACCAUGUUUACCUCAAUGUUUUGACAAGGAAGUUUGCCUCUUAUGCAGAAGUUUCUGUUGUUUUUUUCUACUUAAACAGUAACCUCUUGAGAGGCAUAAAAGGUGAUGCAAAGGGGGGAGAUCAAUCUUGGAAAAAACACAAGCUCAUGUAUGUUCUGUCUCUCUGUCAUUUAAAUGAUGUAUCUGUAAACUGAUGUUUGUAAAAUGUUCACGCAUAUGAAAUGUCUGAGGGUUGUUUAUUUUAUGCAUCCGUCAGCAGAGGAUUAUGAACUGUCAUGCAGCAGUAACACUUGGGACACAUGACACCCACCCCUGUCUGUUGUUUUUUUUUUUUUUUUUUGUUAAAUCUUACCUUGUCCAAUUACAUAUGCAUUACUACUCUGAGAAAAUGACUAGUGUCUCAUAUCCCAGUACUUUAUAUUGUCCAAUUACAUAUGCAUCACUAUGUCUCAUAUCCCAGUAAGUGUGAAAAUGAAAGUUUGAGGAGCUCCGGAGACAAGUGACUAUGAAGCCUGUGCCUUUUUAACAAUGCCUUAUGUUUUGAGUUAGCAUUUAAACCAUGAUGCUUCACUGCCUUUUAACAGUUGUCUUUUUCUCAUCCUUACAUUUUAAUGAAAAGUAAUUUUACAUAGUUCUGUCACUUUUUUAUUCAUUCCACUUCAUUAUGUAAUAAUUCAAAUUUAUCAAGACAUGCCUUUUUAAAUGAAUAAAAUUGGAAUAAUCUGUAAA
This is a messenger RNA of Labrus mixtus (cuckoo wrasse), 3809 nucleotides long. RefSeq names its product P450 (cytochrome) oxidoreductase b (gene porb). Gene Ontology annotation, molecular function: FMN binding; flavin adenine dinucleotide binding; NADPH-hemoprotein reductase activity. The transcript has 16 exons. Gene Ontology annotation, cellular component: cytosol. Gene Ontology annotation, biological process: response to hormone. The record is from RefSeq and is a predicted model, not a curated record. Lineage: Eukaryota; Metazoa; Chordata; Actinopteri; Labriformes; Labridae.